Molecule: messenger RNA, 570 nt
Organism: Vigna unguiculata (cowpea)
Lineage: Eukaryota; Viridiplantae; Streptophyta; Magnoliopsida; Fabales; Fabaceae
Molecular function (GO): enzyme inhibitor activity
Source: RefSeq, a predicted model, not a curated record
AUGGAUCACAUCAGAUUCAAUAAAACCCUUAUCCUCAUCGGAGCACUCUCUUGCCUCCUCCUAUCCACCGUCGCCUCCGCUCGCCACCUUCUAGCCGCACCUGUCCCCCCUGAGCUUACACAAUUCUGCAGCGGCACCGAUAACCCGGCGCUCUGUGUGGAUACCAUCGCCCCCGUCCUCGCCGGUAACUUCGACCCCGUGAGAGCAGUGGAGGGCGAGAUCAACGCCACCCUCCAGAAGGCCAGCGAGAUCGCCGCUUCCAUCUCCAAGCAGCUGGAAGAUCCCGCCACCGCAAAGGAGGCCUUGGACGCACUCAACAUCUGCAAGACUCAGUACGAUGACAUGUUGGACAGCAUAAAGGAAGCUUUGAAUAUGGUGGUUCAGAUGAACGUGAUGGAGGCUUAUCGCAAAAUGAGCGCCGUGAUUUCUUACAAAUCCAGCUGCGACGACGCUUACACCGAGUCCCCCGGCGUCGAAAUGCCCUUCCGCCAGGAGGCCACCACGCUCUUCCAGUUGAGUGGCAAUUGCGUCACCGUCCUCAACACCAUCGUUAAAACUACCACGGUGUAA